AUAAGCACGCACUGCGAGAGAAAUAUGGCGGACAUUCCGAAAUUGCGUAUUGUGUGAUUCAUAAUAUAUCACCUGAGUAAGCAUCAACAAUCAACAUGCCUCCCUUGGCGUGGGACCGCGUCAUGGCGGCGGAUGCCUCAAAGCUGUCUGAGGAUGAUGCUGAUGCCUUCUACGAGAUGUUGAGUGAGGGCGAUGUUGGCGGGGAGACAGAUGCGGGGAAGCUGCAGCAGCUGUUCAAGGUGACGAAGUCGGUGAUGAUGAACCGCAACCAGCAGUGUGAGGAGAUGAUAGAGGAGAUGGAGAAGGAGACAAAGGCUGCCAAGAAGAAAGAGCAGGAGAUGGUCAAUGAACAGGACAAGUUGAAGAAGGAGAUCAGUGACUUGAAGAAGUUUGGUGGGGAUGGUGGUGGUGGUGGUGGCGGGACGACCCGUGACACGCGGUACUUGCGGGAGGAGAUCCGGGAGUUGGAGGAACACAACCAGCAGAUGAAGGAAGAGGUCAAGGAUCUCCAGAGAGAUCUCACGAAUGAGAAACGAGCAGCAGAGAAGUACAGUGAACGGAUCAGUGAGGUGGAGAAGGAGCUGAAGGAACUGCGUGAUGAGAACGACCAGAUGCGGCAGGACAUCAGCGACUACAAGAUGCAGAUGCAGUCCCAGAGAGAGAACCUGGUGUCUCGGCGCGGGGAUGACCUGGAGUUCCGGGAGAAGCUCCAGAGGAAGAACCAUGAACUGGCCGAGGCGAUGGAGGAACUCCAGAAUCUGACCGAUGCUAAUGACACCCUGGAGAAGCGUUGCGGGGACCUACAGCACCAGAUGGAGGAUGCCAUCACACAGAUGGACAGGACCUCAGAGGAUUACCUCAAACUCAAGGCUGUCCUGCAGGAGACUGACAACGUGACAGAUAAACUCCGACAGGAGAACGAGAUUCUGAACGCACAGGUGUCGGAUCUGACUGAGCAGGUGCAGUCACGCGGAGAGUCGGAUGAUGCCAUUAUGGUUGCCGUCAACAACAAGAUCGAGGAAUGGAAGGUGCUGAUGGGGGAGAAGGAUCAACAGGUCGGGGAGCUUCAGGACCAGGUAUUCAAACUGCGGGACCAGCUGAUUGCGGCCAACAUGGACACUGACAAGGCCUCGGUGGCUGCUCUCGGACAGGUCCUGAAGGAGAAAGACAAGCAGAUCGAGGAGCUGACGGAGAAAGUGAAUCAGUACAUAUACGAGAUGGACAAGAACACCGCCAUCAUUGACGACCUGCGUGAGGAGCUGCAUCGAGCGGGCAGUGGGCCAGGAGACCGCAUGCAGACCAAGGUGCGAGAGCUCCAGAACACCCUCAAGAGUCAGAAGGAGCAGCAGAGAGACAUCGUGAAGGAUGCCAAGAAGGCUGAGGAAGAUGCUCGGAACAAAGACAAGGAAUUGAAUGAGGCUCUGGAAAGAAUGAGGGAAUAUGAGGCUGGAUAUGGAUUAGUGGAGGCUGUGGCGGAGAUCAAGGAAUUUAAGAACCAGGUCAAGGUCAGAGACAGACAAAUUGAGGAGCUGACUCAGCACAUCAACAAAGCCGAGCUGAAGAUUAAUGACAUGUUGGAUGAGAAUGAGGAGCUCCGCUAUCGGCUGAAGCUGGAUCCCAAGGAGCCUCUGGAUCUCACAGAGUUCCGCAAGAACAAGGCCAUCAGACAGGAGGAGGCCAAGGCCCUUAACUUCCAGCUCCAGAAUGAGAUUGAAGUCCUGGAAGAAGAGAGAAGGGUCCUCAAGAACAGACUGAGGAAGAUGGCGCAGCAAACAGGGCAAAGAGCGGUGGCGUUAGGGCUGACAGCGGAGGACAUGUUGGCUGUUCAGGACUAUCAGGAAGAGUUGAAGGUCCGCAAGACACAAGGUCAGCCGAUCUCUACAGCAGCUGCCAUCUUGAGAGAGGUGGAAAGAAGGGAAAGCAGCAUAAGGGAUGAGGAGCUGGGCAAGGAGUACAAGCAGAACGUGCGGGAGAUGAACAACAUGGAGGAUGAAGUGGCUCACCUCCGUGCACAGAACAAGGAGAUGGCGCAGCACAACCGGGUCCAGGAGGAGGCCCUCAAGGAGCUGAUGGAGGCCGUCAGGCAGCAGCCUCCAGGUUCUGCCCGUGAUGGGGUAAAGUCCCACCUUGGACAGUUCCCCAGUAUAGACAGGAUGCUGGCAGCUAUUGAGGCUAAGAAGGUGAUCGGUUCUUAUGACACCUCGCUGUACCUCAAAGAACAAGUGGAUGUACUGCGAGGUCGUAACGACGAGCUCCGCAAUGAACUCCGAGAAUCUCGUGUGGAAGGGAACAAGAACCGGAUGGAGCGAGACAAGGCGUUUGACAAGAUAGAACGGAUGGAGAAGGACCACCAGGCCUUCCAGGAGUCUGGCGUCGCCCCUGGGGCAUUCAAGGCCCUCCCCCUCCCUGAGGGCAUGGCAGUGACCAGCACUGAGAUCAUCGCUAGCCUCAACGAACAUCUCGUGGUGGUGCUUCAGGAGAUGGCACUGAAGGAGGAGAGCAUGAGGAAGAUGGAUGUGUCGCUGGAGAACUACAAGCGCAAGUUUGCCGUGAUGAGACACCAGCAGGGGCUCGUGUACCAGGAAUUCCUGGCAUCAAAGAAGGAGUGGGAGGGAGAAUGUGACAAGUUGAAAGAUCAGCUGAAGAAAGUCCAUGGAGAAAGAGAGGAGGAUUCUGUCCGCAUCCAGGAAUUUGAUAGGCUGGUGGACACACUAGGCAAGGAUGACGUGGAGGUGAGGCGCCGUCUGGCAGACAUGACCAGGAAGAUCACAACACUCCGCGUCAAUGAGAAGGCGCUGACACGGCGCUACCAGAUCAUGGAGGAGAUUGACACCAGGCUUAGAAAGGAAUUACAUCAACAGAGGAAUGAGAUCACCCAGAUACAAUCUGCCAUCUCUGAGAGGCUAGGCUACCUCUCCAGGUUCAAGGACAUGUCAACCUUCAAGAUAACCCAGCUGCAGAAGACUCUGGAAGACUCAGUGCCGCAGAGCGACAUGGACAAGAUGAACCGGCGCUACCAUGAGUUGACAGAGAAGUACCGCGACCACCUGGAGAAGGGCAAUAACCUGGUGUCUAAAGCUGAGGCCCUCACUGGACUUGAGGCAGAAGUGAAGCGAUUAACAAACGACAAUGAGGAGAUAAAGACAACACUGAGUCUGGAGAAGGAGAAGCUACAUGCUCUGGAGGCGGCCAUGGAGGAACUACAUAGAAGAGGUGUGACAGAGGGCAUGGAUGUGAAGGUGACGGAUGGGGACAUCAUCUCCAUCUCCAAGAAGAUCACGAUGCUGGAGAUGAAGGAGCUGAAUGAGAGGCAGCGGGCGGAGCACGCAGUUCGGAUGUACGAGCAGCAGAGAGACAUCCUGCGGGAACUGGAGACUCGAAACAAGGAGCUGGAGGACAAGUUCUCUGAGGUUACAAAGCUGAAUCUUGAGAUGCAGAAAACCGAGAGAGAUUUACGAGAUGAACUUUCAGAUUCUGUGAUGAAGUCUGUGAGUGAUGCAGACAGGAAGAAGAUAUCCCAGCUGGAGGAGGGUGAACUGACACUCAAACACGAGAUCUCCAAACUCAAGGAAGUGGCUGAAGUGGCGACAUCACAGCUGAAGAUCUACGAGACACAACAAGUGUCACAUGACAAGGAACUGCAGUCCCUACGGCAACAGCUUCUGGACUUUCAGAUGCAGAGUGAUGAGAAGACCAUCAUAGGUAAGCUGCACCGCACCAUCGUGCAGCUGCAGGUGAGCGAGGGCACGGCCGUGAGGAGGUGCGAAGAGGCCAAGAAGAAGGUGACAAAGCUGGAGGCCCACGUGUUGCGAGGGGAACACAGGAUCGAUGACAAGAACCAGACCAUACAGCACAACCGGGCUGAGGCCCAGAACAAGGCCAGGUACCUGAAGAGGAGCCUGAACGAACUGCGGUUGCAGUUUGCUGGCGCCGUGCCGCUGUCCAAGCAGGAGAAGUUCUCCAAGAACAUGAUGCAGUUGAGGCAUGACAAGACAAAGCUCGAGGAAGAUCUAAAGGGGGUACGGGAUCACCGCGAGGGCAUGCGGGACAAGGUGGCGGAGCUGAACCUGCAGAAGGAGAGUCUCCAGGAGCUGAUCUCCACGCUGAAGGAUGGGCGUGGAGCUGCCAAGGUGCUGGAGUGGCACUCCAAGAUUGAGACAGUUCGUCUGGAGGAGCUGAAACAGAAGAGACUCAAUGCUAAACUACAUAAACAGAUCAAGUACCUGGAAGGAAUCAUCCAGUCUCAUGAACUGACCAUAGCCGACUUCGAGGCUGACAAUGUUAGAGUCAUCAAGGACUACGAGGAGAGACAGUUGAGAUGGGAGCAGAGAGAGGUGGAGCUGGAGAGAACAGUCAUCAGUCUGGAGAGACAAGUGGAGGAGAUAGUUGGAGCUGCAUCCAGGUUUGAGCAGGCGGUGGGCAGCCUCCCCGACUCCAACCUCCCCAUAUCCAGCCAGCUGGAACAGGCCAUUUCCACCAUCAAGGGCAACGUCAAGACCAUCCUUGACACCAAGGCCGAGUCCAAGACACUCAGACAGAGGAACGGUGACCUGGAGAAGCAACUGCGGGAUGCUGAGCGAGCCAUCAUCGAGCGUGACAGACUGGUCGCGGAACUGAGACUCAGGAUGCCAGCUACUGCUGACCGUGAUGAGAUCAUCCUCAAGGCUACGUCCAAGGUCACAACAGCCAUGAAAAAAAGACCGGAAGAUCAUGACUUUGAGAGUCAACAAGCACUGAAGAUCGCCCAGUCUACCAUGUCUAGCUUGCAGGCUCGCAUCCAGCAGAAGGAGGAGACGAUCCACAAGUACCAGGAGCUGCUGAACCAGGCCCGAGAAGACAUGCAGGACAUGAACCGGCGCCACGAGCAGGAGCUGAAGGCCAUGCAGCAGAAGAUACACCUCAACACUGACGCCACCUUCCUCAAGUUCAAGGAGGCAGCUCAGCAGCUCAUGAGCAGACAUACCACAGCCAGGGGACCCACCAGCAAACAGCUGGCCCGCCUGACGGAGCUGGAGGACAUGGUUGCAGAGCAGGAGAACUCCAUCGCAGCACUCAGUGAGAAGAUGCACUACAAGGAGGAGGAGAUCAUCACACUGCGAGCCAAGCUGCAGCAGACGGACAGAAUGCACUGCACAGACAAGGAGAGAUACAGUGAGGAGAUCAAGGCUGAACUGUCCAAGAAGGACUCAGAGAUAGAUGACUACCGCCGCCAGCUCGGGGAACAGAGGAAGGAGAUGGACAUCCUGAAUGAGGAGAUCGCUGCACUGAAGGACACCAACUCCAGGGCUCCAACACAGACCAUGAAGAACCUGGUGGAGAGGCUGAAGAACCAGGUGGCGCUCAAGGAGAAACAGCAUCAGUCUCUGAGCAAGGCCCUGACAGACUUGAGAGCGGACAUGGUGACCCAGGCCCAGGACAACGUCCGAGCACAUGCAGAGGAUGCUGGCCAGGAGAAGAACAUACAGAGACUCAUAGACCAGCACACCAAGCAGAUGGGGGAGCAGAUCGAGGACCUCCAGCUGCAGGUCGAGAGACAGAAGAAGGAGAUCAAGAAGAGGAAGGAGAAUGAGCACACACUGCAGACAGACCUGGAGGACACGCGGGAAGAGUUCUCCCAGAAGGAACGGAACUGCAACAAGUACAAGCGAGACAAAGAGAGGCUGGAGCACGAGGUUGAUGAGCUGGAGAAGAAGGUGGAGAGGAUGAACACCAUGAGAACACAGAGAGCUGGAGAGUUUGAGAAGCAACAGGAGCUGGAUGAAUCUCGCCGUCGAGUUCGUCUGCUUGAGGAUGAAUUGAAGAAGCGCCAGACAGCAGAAAAGCCUUAUGAACAGAAAGAAGAUUGCACCAAGACGGAGGAAGUUUCUCGGUGGGGGGAGAGCAAGAAGUGGCAGAGGACAGUGGAGAAGAUGAAGGUGAAGAUCCGGGAGAAGGACACGGAGCUCGACAAGAUGAAGAAGGCCAAUGAGCUGUCCAGGGUAGCACUGGAGAGAGCUAACCGUGAGAAGGAGAGCAUAGAGGCCAGGUCCCGCGCCAUCGCCCGCACCACCGUGUCACAUGUGAGUGCAGCGCCCCCUGGCAAGGCCGGACAUGACACAGAGGAGUUGAAGAACAAGAACUACAUGCUGCAGGAGGAGGUGGCCAACCUCCGGCGCCAGCUGGUGAUGGACCGGGACACAUCCUACAAGGAGACCCAGCUCCGCAACCAACAGCUCAGUGAGCAGGUGGACCAGCUGGAGAGAGCCCUGGCACAUUGCUCCACGAGUGGCGGUGUGACGACCAUCGAGUACCAGAAGUUGUUUGAGAAGAACCAGGAUCUGCAGCGCCAGGUCCUGAAGCUGUCGGAGGAGAACAUCGAGCUCCGCUUUGAAGCAGAGCAGGCCCGGAAAGACCUGCCCAGGAUGAAGGACCGUAUCAAGGACCUGCAGCGGUACGCAGAUGCCCUGAAGAUGGAGAAUGCCCAGCUGAGUGGGGACACGGCCAGGUCCCUUGGGUCCUCCAACACCAGCAUCAGGAGGAUUGGUGAGAGUGGCAAGAGUUCGCGAGAACUUGAAAAGACGAUCGCGCUGCUGAAGAGGGUUGUUGAGAGACUCCAGAUGGAGAAUGAGCAGCUGAAGAGGGCUCCAGGCUACAGUGCCACGGACCAGGCGGCCAUGUUUAAACUGGAGAACGAGGCACUCAAGAAACAACUGGACGAGCUGCGUGAGACAAUGGGAGCCACGCUGAGUGACCGGUACACCACCCAGCAGAAGGGCACAGCCAGGCUGAUGAAUGACUAUGAGAAGAUGAGGAAGGAGUUGAUGAAGGAGAAGGAGACGUCAGAGAAGCUGCGCGUACAGCUGCGGUCAACGGAGCUGCAGUCUGACCACCACCACAAGGAACUGACCGACACUCGCACCAAGCUGGAGAUCGAGGAGGCCAAGCGCCCCAACGCCAUGUCCAGCGACACCAAGGGCUGGAAGUCGGCCGUCGUCACACGCAUGUAUGAGGAGAAGAUCAAGGGGCUAGAGCAGGAUCUGGAGAAGAAGAACAAGAUAGUGUCAGACACGAAGAAGCUGCUGAAGGAUGCCGCCGAGAGGGAGCAGGAGCUGAUCAGGCGCCAGGACGACCUGCAGAAGAAGAUCAUGGUGCUGGAGAGAUUCCCGGCCGGCAGCCAGGCUCACACUAGUGAUGCCAACCUGAUGAGGGAGUACCAGCAGGCCAGGUUGACCAUCGAUCAACUGGAGGAGCAGAAGAAAGAGCUGCUGAGUGAGGUGCGACGUAGACGACCUGCUGGCGGCAGCUCCACACAGCUUGAUGACGACAUCCUGACGAAGGCUGGUAACUACGAUCGUGUUCUACGGGAGAAUGUGGAAGUGACGAUGGAUCUCAAGUCUGUCAGGCUGGAACGGGACAAGUUGCGCCUGGAGGUCGAUAGGUUGAAGAAAGAACUUGAAAGCUUUGGUCCGGAGUUCUUUGAAGAGGUUGAAGAUCUGAAGUACAACUAUAAACAAGCCGUCCAGAAAAAUGUGCUAUAUGAAGAAAAGUUGCAACAAAUAUCUACUCAGUUUGGAAUCUCUGUCAAAGUGCCUGGCAUAUAGACUUGUGACCUACUGCCACUUCCAUAAUAACUACAUACCUCACUAUAAUGAAAGCUUGAAGCAGCACACAGUGUCACUAGCUACCUAUUGAUAAGUGGAACUCCACCUUAGUCAGCACUGCCAACAGGUGCCCCUUUUCAGGAGCUGUGCCUCCAAGGUUGUCUUGUCAAGAGAUUCUCUUAUAGUUAUCUUACAUCUGUAUUGAUAUCAACAGAGCGGAAUAUAAGGGCACUGUUAUUUCAGAAAGGGAAGUCCAUACAUAGAUAUUACUUUAUUGUAAGUAUAGCUGUUCUCAUAAAUUUAUUGUAUAUUUAGCUGAUGACUAAAAAAUGAAGUGCUACAUGUGUCAGAAAGCAGAAAUGAGACCUUUUGUUUUUUUACUGUUGCAGCGUUGUUUGAAGACAGUCAUAUCUUCUUUUCUAGCCUUACUGAAGUGAACCAAUAGAAAACAGGCUGACUGUUCAACGUGUCACUUAGUGACAGGAGUGUCUGUGUAUCAGUGUUGUGAGCAUCUCGACUGGCUUGAUAUCCAGACAAGCAUGUGAUGUGCCUCCAUCCAACUUCAUUCGUCAACUGCCUGUGAUAUCAUGAAUAUUGUGUUAAGAUGUCAUAUUGCCGUCCUUGUAUUGUAGAAAACAUUUACAUUAUUUAUUUGUUGACCUAUUUUUGUAUUAAAUAUAUAUGAACUGUA
Messenger RNA from Haliotis rufescens (red abalone), 8271 nucleotides. RefSeq names its product centrosomal protein of 290 kDa-like. The transcript has 57 exons. NCBI's taxonomy places the organism in Eukaryota, Metazoa, Mollusca, Gastropoda, Lepetellida, Haliotidae. Bases 96 to 7580 code for a protein of 2494 amino acids. The record is from RefSeq and is a predicted model, not a curated record.